GUGAAAGAUAAAAGGUAUGAAAUUUCUAUUUAACUACAAAAUAGUGAUUAAAAAAGUGAUUAAGUGUUUUAUACAAACGUCCCCAGACCUGUUGUUGUGGCAAGCUCGCAAAAUAAAAGCCUUUAUAAUUAUCAAAAAAUGAAUCGUAGCACGUGAUGUGGCGUAAUUUCUUAAAUGGUUGUUUUCUUUAGAAAUUAAACCUGAGUAACUGAUGUUUGAUUCUUAUGACGUUGAACAUUUCAGGAAAAUUAUCUUACACACGUAUCCGAUUCUGUGUUGACAUAGGAUUUGGAUAAAGCAAUGCAUGCCCACGGUGGAGCCAACAACGAGUCCUCCCAAUGAGGCGGCGUGACAAGACGUAGCUAGAGGAUGCAACUCGGCGAUCCAUCUACAUGUUUAGUUUCUGAUUUUUUUUCAAUUAGUAAUUUUAAAUAAAGGAUUAACGGUGAAUUUUCUUUAAUUUAUUGCGGGCCAUAGGCGUACGGGACGGGAGGGGGGCAGGGGGGGGCCACAACUGCCCCCCAAAAAGAUUACAAAGUCGAAAAGUCGGCCAAAUGUUUAACAAAAGUCGGGCAAAAAGUAGUCAAAGCAACAAAAUCUCUCGUAAUAAUAACCCCAGUUUGUUGGGCAAACCAAGCCAGUUGAGCAAUAUUCGCUUCACAGUCGGGCAAUAGGGCAAAAUUGGGUUAUUAUAAAAAUAAAUGGGAUAAAUUCUGCAAAUUUUGCGGGAAAUUAUGUAAAUUUUGUGAUGUUUGGGAAAAUUUGUUUGAAGUUCCGAAAAAUUUUGGUAUGUGCGAAAAAUUUUUAGACCCCUAAUGGUACACUGAAAUUUUUUUGGCGACGGGGGGUGGGGGGGGAGGUCUCCAAAAUUUAUUGUUCCGGAAAAAAAUUUUUCGGGCACUGGUCGGGUACAAUUCGAAAAAGUCGGGCAAAUUUCUUUUUGCCCCCCUAAUUUUUUCCUUCCCGUACGCCUAUGUUGCGGGCUGUAUGUAUGUAUGUAUGUAUGUAUGUAUGUAUGUAUGUAUGUAUGUAUGUAUGUAUGUAUGUAUGUAUGUAUGUAUGUAUGUAUGUAUGUAUGUAUGUAUGUAUGUAUGUAUGUAUGUAUGUAUGUAUGUAUGUAUGUAUAUAACAUAAACCCUAAUGAUUAUCAACUAGGUAAGUAUUAGUAAAUAUUGUUGCAAAAUCUUUGUCCAAGGGGAAGGAAAUUCUCCUCAUUAUAUUCCAAGAAAACCUCCGCAAUUAUAAAAAAAAUGCAGUUUCAUAAGAUUCCGACAUAGUGAAGCUAUUUUAUGUUCAAACCACAUCAAUGAUCUAAUAGUAAGAUCGCUGUAAUAAACGACAGCUUAUUAAAAUCAUUAUCAUACCUAUCUUUUGAACCUUACAAUUGCAAAGAAGUGAUUAUUAUGCAUACAAUCUGCAAAGUUAUUAUAAGACAAUGGCGUGAUUUUUAAAAACCAAGUUCACCAAAACACGAAUAAUCUGAGAGCGGAUUAGACAGUAAUAUCAAAAGCCGUAUUGCCCUUGUCUGCUGAUGUUUUUCCCGUCCACGACGAAGCAAAGUUAUUGUCUCGAAUACGGUAUAAUGUUACGAACAAUCAAAUAGUAAUAAAAUAACGCUAUAAAACGGCAAGAGUGAAAUGAGUAAAACAAAAGAAUAGCAGCAAAAUUACGAUAGACAAAAACUUAAUGUUCUAAAAAUGUAUUUCAAAAGCUAGUUUUCAACGAAAGGAAAUCAUCAAAACUUGAACAACAUCAUUGCCUGAACAAUUAACCUCAUUACUUGAACAUUUGUAGUAGUUAGACCGUUUGAACGUAAGCUGUAUAAACUCGUAGGCCUACAAUCUUUUGGUCAUGGUUGACCGUUAAGUAAACUGCCUUUUUCGCUUGCAGAAUCACCAACUUGAAAAGUAUUUUGGAAAUUCUUGGUUAGCUAUAACGAUUGAGCGUUUAAUAAAUGUGUCGUUUAGAUCUUUUUUCGUCCCUUAAUUUACUUUUUUAAACAACUUUUAAUUAAUUAAAAGCAGCAUUUUUAUUUAAUUUGUGGCAGAUAAUAAUUCAGCUGGAUGAGGAUUGAAACAUGAUUGACAUGCAGGUUUGCUUUGCUUGUAAUAUUUUAUCCAAUCAAAUUAAAGAACGUUGACGUCAGUGUUAAGCAUUGAACUAAAAAUAAUUAAUAUAGAUAUCGGCACUAAUUAAUAUAAUAUAGAAAAUAAAAAUAAGUUAUUUUUAGUUCAAUGGUGUUAAGACGCUUCUAAUUAGGUAUGCGACUUCGUAUCCUUUGUCAAGAUUUUUGUUUUCAGAAACCCAAAAGUAGCCUAGCAGUUUUGGAAAAAUAAGAUAACUUUAAAUUUUAAGACAUUUCAUCAUUUUUUGAACAAAAAUGAUUUUAGACAAUAAAUAGACAAUCCAUAUGUAUUAUCUUUCCUGCUUUCUUUCGAAAAACUGUCGACAUCAACCGACACGAACCGGUGACAUGAACGCAUCGAACUAUAAGCAUAGAUAUCUUUUACAAUUAGUAAAAUUGAAGCAAAGGUUAUUCCAGCAGUUACCCCCAUUUGAAUAGAUGGCGGCCAGGUUCGAGUUUCCUACUUGCUAAAAAACAAUAACUUUCAUCAUUUGAAUUGUUUGAAAACGUAUUUGGAAUAGGUUUAAGUGUAUGUUAAUGUUUUAGAAAUAAAAAUAAAAUACGAGUUUUCUCAUUUCAUGGGAAUAUCCCGAGUCUGCAAUCACGGCUUCAAUUUUUGAAUCGCAGAAUAAUUAGAUGCACUAUGUGGUGUAUAUAAUAUAUCUACGACUAUAAAUAAACUGGCUAACUCCUGUGAUGAAGUCCUAUUUUUAUUUGAAGCAGACGGCGGGAAAAUCAGCUUUCAAAAAAACUAAGGCGAGUUUCGAGGAGUGAAAAAAUUCGGUCAAAAGUUUAUUUUCAAGCAAAAAUAUCCAAGAAAAACAGUUUUUCCAUAGGAAUAAUGCAAUGAUUGGGAUUCAAACCAGGUUUUGCGAUUAGUUCCGACUGUUCUUCAUCUCUUUGCAGCAAAAAGUGAGGAGUUUUGGUUAAGGUGGCUCCAUACACUUUUCAUCAUUGGGGAACUGAUACCUAAUCUCGAGUUUUCGCGCGAAAAUGUUAAAAAUAUAUGAAAAAGUAAAUACAACUUUUUCAGUCUAAAGUCCGAACCAUAAGUCAUGUUUAUUUUGAUGUUUUGAGUCUUCCUUCUUCUCAUUUGUUCUCAAAGAGCAAACUUCGUCCUGAUUUUAUAGCUCUGAACAUGGAAUGACUAGUACAAUUUAAGACAAGAAGACAAUUUAAGGUAAAAAAUGCAAUGUUCAACGUUCAAACUUUUGUGAUAACCGGCGAUCGGCCCGACAGGCGAAAAGUUUUUUUACUCCAAUACUUGGCGAUUUAUAAGUUCAUAUCUUUUGUACUUACAACUGGUAAAUGUAUUCAAAGUGUUACUAACAGCAAAGGGAUUCAGCGAAACAGCAUCAUGCGCCGGAUCAAGCUGUUUUAACUUGUCAACAACAACAUGAAAACAUACAAGUUAGACCGAAAACGAAUAUAAAACUAUGUAGAAAAUCCAAAAAGUUCAUGCAUGUCACACAUAUCUUAUACCGAACGAUCGACGGUCACAUGUUUUCUUGGCGUUAUCCCGAGUUAGCAUGCAAAACUAAAUAUAUUUGCAAUUCUAAGCAAGAAAACACAAUAUAUAUUUGAUAUUUCGACGAGACUAAAAUCUUUUUUUGCGUGUUUUUCUGGAGAUGCGCCUGCAAAAAUAUGUACGCGCAUGUGAAUUCAUUGAUCUUGCAGUGUGUGAAAAACUUUGGCCGCGCGAAAUAAAACCGUGAUUAUUUCCAAAACGAGUUCGGUAAGUUACCCUGAAAAUUUGUACAUGAGUAGAUACGUACUUCAAGAUUUCAAGAUGGAAAAAUGAAAGAAAAUUGUCGACAGAAACUGUCAAAAAAGUCGAAGUUUAAAUCUAAAGAAUUGAGUCGACAGAUUUUUUAAACUUUCCAGAAAUGUUCUCGACACUAACGUAGCUGAUUUAUUAAAAAAAAAUGGAAAAAAAACCCUCGAAAAACUGCGAUAUUUUAGGCUAUUUAGUGUUACCAUUAUUUGUUAUAGUUGUCAUGGAAACGCGACUUUUAUCAGAAGUCUUCUUGUUUGCGACACGCGUCUUACUAUGUGUUACAAUUAUAAGUAAAAGUUAACCCUGUAAAAGCAUUUAAACAGAAAAUAUUCAACUUUCGCUGCUUUGGCUAAAAAGCGUAUUGAGCCACCUUAAUUUGUAUUUUGAAAAAAUGACGAAGUUUGGACGUGCCGAAUGGGAAACCUCUCUCUUCAACUCGGAAAAAUAUACCAUAAAACAUUUUGACAGUCCAAAAGCUUAGUAUGUACUAACCACCAGGUAUUAUUAUUUAUCCUGAACAUUAGUCUAUGUUUUAUUCCUUCUAAAACAUGAAUAAAUUGACUUUUUCAAGUGAUAUGAUUUUCGUCAUUAACCUUUAUUAGCCUUCAUCUGCGUCAUCGCAUCUUCAAGUUGGCAAUUUAUAUGAGCACGUAUAUGGCUGCAGUCAAACUAGCUUUUAUAAUGCUUAUUUAAAGUGCUACUGCAGCGAAUUUUUCGACCCUCAUUUUUUUAGCUUAAUUAAAAGUGCUUUCCUUCCUGACCUGUUUACCACAAACAGAAUUGAAAUUGGUCAAUUUGUCGUAAUCGCGCCUGACGCGUGCGCACGCACGCUAAGCGCUCUGGAAAAGUCUAGUGUUUUUUCCCCUUUAACACUCAAGAUUGGAUACAAAUUUGAGUAAAAGUUGUGGAUAAGAACAUUGUCUAAAGUGUCCUGAGGUUUGCGAUCGGUUUUUGUAUUUAUAUUUGACGAGAAAGUAACUAAUUUACGUGGAUUUGAUCACUGGAUCUGAAAUUGUAAUUAAAAUCGUUUGUUCAGUUGGUUAUACGCGUGAUCGUAUACAAUCGCCAUCAAUAUGCUGACGACAGCGCGCACUUUUAAACUAUGCGCGCGUGCAUCGCUAAUUAAUGGACGAAAUCGGACGCAAUUCGCCUGGAACUAUUUUCAAAAUUACGGGAUUUUUGACCUAAUAACUAACGGAGUGAAAUGUUUAAUUUUAAUCGUGACAAUUCUCUGGCUGUGUUUAAAACUAAGAAUUGAUCAUCCUUAUCAAGAAACCAGUUUAAAUGGAAUAAUUAUUAACUCUGAACUUGUUUCUUUACCGGAGAAUUUGUGCUGUAUUUGGGCAUCUACUCGGGAUUUUAAGCAAAGAAAACUUAACUACCCACACAACCAUCGCUACGGACUUGAACUACAAACUAAUCGUAAGUUACUUCAUGUCAUUUUAUGUAUUCUAUUGGCUGGGGAUGUGGCGACAAAUCCUGGUCCUUGCUCUUCUUUACCAAACAUCGUUAACAACCGAUCAGUGAAAUGUCUUGCACUUAAUGCUAGAAGCUUAACAAGCUUUCACGGAGCAAACAAUAGCGAAGGGGAUUGUAGUAAUAUGGAGCGCUUCCAGAACUUAGUGUACACUGAGGACAGUGACAUUGUCUGUGUGAACGAAACCUGGCUGAGGGAGGACAUUGGGCCAGAUAACUUAGAAAUUUUACACUCGGGCUACACGAUAUUCAGAAAAGAUCGAAAAUCUCGUGGAGGUGGAGUGUUGCUCGCUGUAAAGUCAUCUUCUUUUAAAUCUGUGCGAGAGAUCAAACACAACUAUAACAUAGAAAUUACGGUAGCUGAAUUAACGACUGCCUCUGAUAUGAAGUUACUUGUUGCUUCAUGUUAUCGUCCUCCAAACGAGGAUCAGACUUGGAUGGAAAGAUUUAACAACUUUCUAGGGGGUGUUUGCUCUAACCAUGCAAAUAUUGUACUCGCAGGAGAUUUUAAUCUACCACAGAUCUCAUGGAACUCGCCGGAAACAACUACGGGAGUCAGCGAGAGUACCUUCAUCGAACUUCUUCAUGAUUAUUUUCUCGUUCAACUAAACAACACAGCGACUAGAGGAGACAACAUACUCGAUCUCGUUAUCACGAACAUCCCCGAUCUGGUUAAAGUAUGUGAUGUCUGGUCUCCUGCAGAAGCAGAAAUCUUCACCGACCACAACGUCAUCAACUUCGAACUUUUAUUCCAUCCCAAACGUGCACCCAAGAUACAGAGAACUGUGUACGACUAUCGCCGCGGUGACUUUACUGCUCUACGAUCAGCUCUAGAAUCCUUAAACCUUUCCGCAACUAUCUCUGCUGACAGUGACAUCAACGAUGAUUGGAGAAAUUGGAGAAAUACUUUUGUCGAUACGGUGUCACACCACAUCCCAUCUACAAAGAUACGUGGCCGGAAUUAUGUGCCGUGGAUGAACAGCGACAUACUACACAAUAUCAAAAAGAAAAGUUCUCUACGACGUAAGCUGAAAAAAUCUAAAACACCAAAAGAGCAUCUUAAAGCAAAAAUCAAGGAACUUAGAGCUACCAUCAAAAAAAUGUUGCGUGAUAGUCGCUCAAGGUAUAUAAACUGUGUUUGUGCAGAUCGCAGCAAUCAUCCGAAGCGCUUUUGGUCGAUAUUCAAAUUGAAAUCCAAGGUUUGCAACGUUCCUGAGAAAGUGUCGAUGGCUGAAAGUGAAGGUGCAAGAACAUCUGCAGAAUCGCCAGAAGCCAUCGCAUCCAUCUUUAACACCUAUUUCACUUCAAUCUUCACCAGAGAUCAACCUAGCACGGAAAAAUAUUCGCGUACGAUCGACGAAGAUUGUGACCUUUCUACAAACACCACCUUGUUAGAAGACAUCACGUUAACACCAGAUCAUGUUGCUGCAGUCUUAAGAACUCUUGACAAAGAUAAAGCACACGGACCGGAUGGUAUCCCCGCUCGUCUACUUACAGAAACAGCGUCAGUAAUAGCACCAUCGCUUUGUGAUCUGUUCAACAAGUCACUGCGCACUGGAGUAGUACCGCGAGAAUGGAAACUGGCCAAUGUCGUUCCUGUUUUUAAGAAGGGAGAUAAAGAAUAUGUUGAAAAUUAUAGACCAAUAUCUCUGCUGUCUUUAAUAUCUAAAGUACUGGAACGCUGUUUGUUCGAAUGCAUCAAAGAUCGCGUGUUUAGCCAGAUUAAUCCUUGUCAACAUGGCUUCAUCCCAGGAAGAAAUUGCGUCACUCAGUUAAUCGAAGUGUUCGACACGAUUGGUAACUUGUUGGAUCGUGGUAAACAAAUCGAUGUCUUAUACCUGGACAUGUCGAAAGCCUUCGAUAAGGUGAGCCACACGCGUCUUCUCCUUCGUCUACGUGAUUUCGGAUUUAGUGGUAACAUCCUCAAAUGGUUCCAAUCAUACUUACAAGAUCGUAGACAACAAACGACAAUCCUUGGAGCAACAUCAUCUCCUACACCAGUAACUUCAGGAGUACCUCAAGGCUCAAUUCUUGGUCCACUACUGUUCUUGUUAUACGAAAACGACCUACCUUCCAGUAUC
Paramuricea clavata is the source of this 7459-nucleotide messenger RNA. The record is from the annotation of a GenBank genome assembly. NCBI's taxonomy places the organism in Eukaryota, Metazoa, Cnidaria, Anthozoa, Malacalcyonacea, Plexauridae.